UUUAGUUUCAUUCCGAAAGGACCUAAACAAAGUUCAAAAUUAUACGUAUUUUCCUUGCUAAAAUUUUGUUUUUGUUUUUUUUUUUUUUGUAUAUAAACAUGCCGAAACACACUCCAUACACAUGGCGCCAACCGGACUUUCCCGGUGAUGAAAGCGACGUGGUCUGGAAGGAUCCCACCCUGCUGGUCAUCUGCCAGAAUGCCGAUGUGGCCAAGGCGAUGCAGCCGCUCUUACACGCCCUGAAGCAGCCCUUUGCUCCUGGCCUGGUGGUCAGUGUCUUUGUCCACGAGACGAUGAGGGAUUCGUUUUGUGAUCUAGUGCGCAACUCUAUGGAACGAAUGCAUCACCAGGCGGCCACUCACUCCAGCUAUGUCAAGGCAGUGGAAAUGCUUAAUUGCCUCCAGGCGGAAGUGGUCAGCAUGCUGACGCCAGACGACAUUCGUUUCCAGUUCAGAAUGUCCGAUGCUUCGCCGGUCAUUGUAUGCGAAUUCGAUCAUAGUUUCUUUGGAGGAUCGCGACCCAGUUCGGUGGUGACUUUGCACACUUUUCGCAAUGCAACCGAAUUACCCCGUCUUUUGGCCACCGAACGUGUGCCGUUUGUAAGUGUCGCCGUUUGGGGAAGCCAUAUGGCCACCGUUUAUGAGGCGGCUUUGCAACUGGAUAUUUCAGUAGUGUAUAUUAACUGCCACGGAAUAUCCUUGACUCCCAUCAAGAGCUUUCUCGACGCCGGAAAGCCGCACGUGGUGCUGGCCCAUUACCAUCAUUUCGAGGUGAUUCUCCACGGCGGCAAACUUCGGGCUAUCGUGUAUCCGGCUAUUAUUCUCAGUGAACCACCAGUCCGGGCAUCGGCGGGAUCGGAUAAAAUGCCCGCAAAGGAAAAAAAGCAGCGGGGGAAAGAUGUCAAGAAACGGGCAGAGAAAUCCUCGCCAAAUCCUAGUCUCGAUUGUUGCCACACUCUCAUAUUGAAAUUGAAUUAACAUAGUACGCAGAUUGGUAACAUAAGAUACAAUUUUAAGAAUAAAUUUUGAAACAUU
Messenger RNA from Drosophila melanogaster (fruit fly), 1034 nucleotides. RefSeq lists its product as uncharacterized. Lineage: Eukaryota; Metazoa; Arthropoda; Insecta; Diptera; Drosophilidae. The coding region runs from base 99 to 977 and encodes 292 amino acids. The record is from RefSeq and is marked reviewed. The transcript has a single exon.